GGGAUCAGCUUCGUGGAAUCAAACAUGGCGUGCGGCUUCCGCAGGUCCAUCGCGUGUCAGCUUUCCAGAGUGUUGGAUCUCCCACCAGAAAACUUGAUCAAGUCAAUAUCUGCAGUUCCAAUUUCCAGAAAAGAGUUCUUUUUUGGCAGCUUCUAGUCUCUUUUUUUGAUGGUUGUUUGGCAAUCAGCUGUAAUUUUGCUGUUUUCAUGAGAGGAGAGAAGUAGCUGACUUUCAACUUUCUGUGGAUUCUCUACUGGAAAACAACAAUGACCAUUCAAGACCAGACAUUCAAAUUCAAGCCAUGAGACUGGCAGAGAAGCUAAAAUGUGAUACAGUGGUCAGUGAAAUCAGCACUGGUCAAGGGACCGUAAAUUUUAAAAUAAACAGAGAACUGUUAACAAAGACAGUGCUGCAGCAGGUGAUUGAAGAUGGCUCAAAAUAUGGAUUAAAAAGUGAGCUUUUUUCUGGCCUUCCCCAGAAGAAGAUUGUGGUUGAAUUCAGUUCGCCAAAUGUUGCCAAAAAAUUUCAUGUUGGACAUUUGCGUUCUACCAUCAUAGGAAAUUUUAUAGCAAAUCUCAAAGAAGCGUUAGGACAUCAAGUAACAAGAAUAAAUUAUCUCGGAGAUUGGGGCAUGCAGUUUGGUCUUCUGGGAACUGGCUUCCAGCUGUUUGGCUAUGAAGAAAAACUACAGUCCAAUCCUUUGCAGCAUCUCUUUGAAGUUUAUGUACAAGUUAAUAAGGAGGCAGCAGACAAUAAAAAUGUAGCAAAAUCAGCACACGAGUUCUUCCAGCGAUUGGAACUGGGUGACGCGCAAGCACUUGCACUGUGGCGGAAGUUUCGGGACCUGAGCAUAGACGAGUACAUUCGGAUUUACAAGCGUCUAGGAGUACACUUUGAUGAAUAUUCAGGAGAAUCAUUUUAUCGUGAAAAAUCCCAAGAAGUCUUAAAGUUGCUGGACAGUAAAGGACUCCUACAGAAAACAAUAAAAGGCACUGCUGUUGUGGAUCUCUCAGGAAAUGGUGACCCCUCCUCAGUUUGUACCGUAAUGCGAAGCGACGGGACUUCUCUCUAUGCAACCAGAGAUAUUGCAGCUGCUAUAGAUCGAAUGGAAAAGUAUAAUUUUGAUGAAAUGAUUUAUGUGACAGAUAAGGGGCAAAAAAAGCAUUUUCAGCAAGUAUUCCAAAUGCUGCACAUCAUGGGCUAUGACUGGGCAGAAAGAUGCCUGCAUGUGCCCUUUGGGGUGGUGCAGGGAAUGAAGACACGAAGAGGAGAUGUUACUUUUCUGGAAGAUGUUUUAAAUGAGAUUCGAUUGAGGAUGCUGCAGAACAUGGCUUCUAUUAAAACUACCAAAGAACUGGAGAACCCACAGGAGACAGCAGAGAGGGUCGGGCUCGCAGCCCUCAUUAUUCAGGACUUCAGAGGUUUACUGUUAUCUGACUAUCAGUUCAGCUGGGACCGAGUUUUCCAGAGUCGAGGGGACACAGGAGUCUUCCUACAGUAUACACACGCCCGCCUCCACAGUUUGGAAGAGACUUUUGGAUGUGGUUAUCUAAAUGACUUCAACACUGCUUGCUUACAAGAGCCACAGUCGGUUUCCAUUCUCCAGCAUCUUCUCAGGUUCGAUGAGGUGCUUUAUAGGUCAUCUCAGGACCUUCAACCCAGGCAUAUCGUCAGUUACCUUCUAACUCUAAGUCAUCUUGCAGCUGUGGCACACAAAACACUGCACAUAAGAAACAGUCCUCCUGAAGUGGCCGGGGCCAGACUUCAUCUUUUCAGAGCUGUCCGCUCUGUCCUUGCCAAUGGAAUGAAACUUCUUGGAAUAACACCUGUAUGUAGGAUGUAAUAUCUAGUUAAAAUUGCUUUUAAAAUACUAGAUAUAUUCUAGUUAUCUGUUCUUAUAUGUCUUGCUGUUUAGAAUAGAAUUGCAACUAUUAUUCUGUGUCAGAAUCUAUAUUUUGUCAUCUAUAUUUUAUUAAGUGAUUUAUCAACUUAUUAAAUCUUUAUCUUUUAAAAAAU
This is a messenger RNA of Sus scrofa (pig), 2016 nucleotides long. The record is from RefSeq and is a predicted model, not a curated record. Lineage: Eukaryota; Metazoa; Chordata; Mammalia; Artiodactyla; Suidae.